Messenger RNA from Penicillium verhagenii, 1320 nucleotides. Its product is annotated as ankyrin repeat domain-containing protein. Gene Ontology annotation, molecular function: protein binding. NCBI's taxonomy places the organism in Eukaryota, Fungi, Ascomycota, Eurotiomycetes, Eurotiales, Aspergillaceae. The transcript has a single exon. The coding region runs from base 1 to 1320 and encodes 439 amino acids. The record is from RefSeq and is a predicted model, not a curated record.
AUGACACUGUCAGACCUCCCCAUGGAAUUGAUCCUGUUCAUCGUACUCUCCCUCUCUGAUGCCGAUUUCGCCAGCCUGAUAAGAGUGAAUCAUCGCUUUCAAGGCCUUCUCCCACAUCUCUACCAACGCCAUGUAGAAAACAAUACCCGUCAACACGGCUUCUUCCGAGCCAUCGCUCUCGGUAACAAAGCAGCUGUUGAUCAUUUUCUAUAUUACGGGGCAGAUGUCAAUGCGGCCAUCCGUGAACCCAAUUUGAAAAACACACCUAUUAAGCCGUGGUUUCCACUACAGACGCCCCUUUGCGUAGCUGCAAAUGCAGGAAAUGACAGUUUGGUAGCCCUGCUGCUGAGCCAUGGGGCUUCUGUCAAACCGACUACCAAAAAAGGCAUCACUUCAUGGCUCACAGCCAACCCUCCGGUAAUCGAUGCCCUCUUAUCGGGUCAUGAGAGCACGGUCCGCCUUUUGUUAAUUAACGGAUCUCCUUUCGGUUCACAUUCAUUGGGACUAUUUGAUUAUGCGUUAAUGAAGGGGCGGCUGUCUUUUCUCAAGCUGCUAGUUGAAUUUGGAUUCGACCUAAACAUCCAAAGUCCUGAAGGCAUUUUCCCCUUGCAGGCAGCUGUAGAAUCUGGGGCCUGCUCGACAGAGAUGGUGCGAUUUUUGCUGGAUAAUGGAGCAAGCAAGGAUUUGAUGGAUUGUGAUUACAGGUCAAAUAUCUUAGUACGAGCAAUCCAAGGGAGCACGACUGAUAAAUUGCGUCUGCUAUUGGAAUAUGGUGCGAAGAUUCCUCCAGAAACCCUCGAGAAAUCGGUUCUCAACUGCCAUCUUGAGACAGCACGUCUGUUACUCGACCACGGCUGCAGGCCCAAUUAUCUCACACUGAAGACGGUGGUGAAAAAUAAGCGUGGGGACCUCCUGCAGCUCUUGAUUGACAACUCCACGGAUUUGAAUAUGAAAGGUUCGGAGGGGUGGACCAUUCUUCACGAGGCUGUUCAACAAUGCCCAGAAAAUCCAGCUCCAACUCGAUUGUAUCGCAGGUCAGGGAAUAAUGGCGAUACAGACCCGAUGGAAAAUGAGCUGAUUCGUGAUGUGAUACGUGAUCCGCAGCCAAUUCGAGCUACUAGGUGUAAAAUUAAGAAAUUCGAUUUGAAGACAUGCGCUCCAGAGGAAAUCGUUCGCUGUCUGAUUCGUGGAGGAGCCAACAUCAAUGUCCUAGAUGCACAGGGGCGCACACCACUGAAUUUGGCAAAGUCAUACAGCCAGGAGGUACAGCAGAUACUUGUCGAUAGUGGGGGAAAGUGUGCUGUGGAUUUAUACACAUGA